This is a messenger RNA of Ichthyophthirius multifiliis, 2481 nucleotides long. RefSeq lists its product as hypothetical. Gene Ontology annotation, biological process: carbohydrate metabolic process. The record is from RefSeq and is a predicted model, not a curated record. Gene Ontology annotation, molecular function: hydrolase activity, hydrolyzing O-glycosyl compounds; carbohydrate binding. The transcript is spliced from 5 exons. Lineage: Eukaryota; Ciliophora; Oligohymenophorea; Hymenostomatida.
AUGACUGACAUAGAUAAUCCAAAUAGAUAUACAUUCCCAAAAAUCAAACCUUUUGAAAACUUAUAUAGAGAUUUAAAAGAUGAAGAUAUACCUAAAAUAGACAAUGCUAAUUUCAUUAUAGAUGCUAUAUCAUUAAAAAAUUAGGAGUUUUAAUUUAAAAUAAAAAGAAAAGAUACAUCUGAAACAAUUUUUAACAGCUAAUAAAGCUUUGUUUUUUCAGAUAAGUAUUUAGAGUUUACCACUGUUCUGCCAAGCUAAAAUCUUUUUGGAAUAGGGGAGAGAAACAAUCCCAAUCUUAAAAUAAAGGAAGGUAUAUAUACUUUAUUUGCAAGAGAUGAUGUAGGUAUUAUAGAAGAUGGAUAAUAACCUCCAAAAAAUGUAUAUAGUUCACAUCCUAUGUAUUUAGUUAGAGAAAAAUCAGGAAAUUUCAAUCUCGUAUUUUUUAAAAACUCUUCUCCAAUAGAUAUUAAAGUUGAAAAAAAUUAAAUCUAAUUUAGAGCUGUUGGAGGAAUUCUUCAUUUCAAAAUUUUUAUGUGUGAAAAAAAUGCUGAAUAAUGUAUUUAAUAAUAUCAUAAUUAUUUAGGAGGAGGACAUAUUUUACCACCUUUUUGGGCUUUUGGGUUUCAUUAAUCAAGAUGGGGAUACUCUACUAGUGAUAAAUUGAUAUAAGUAAUAAAAUAAUAUAGAAGACAUGGCAUUCCAUUGGAUUCAAUUUGGUCAGAUAUUGAUUUUAUGAUAAAUAAAUAGACUUUUUCAGUUAAUUUUCAUUUAUUUUCAAAAGAGUUUUUCUAAAAUUUCCAUGAAAAAUAUAAUAUUAAUUAUAUUCCAAUAGUAGAUGUUGCUGUAGGUGUACAUCCUUUUGCAGGAGAUAAUGCAUUAAAAAAAGGAAUUGAAAUGGAUAUUUUUUGUAAAUCUCCUUAAACAGGAAAAUACUUUAAAGGAUAUGUAUGGCCUGGCGAUUCUUAUUUCCCUGAUUUUUUACAUCCAAAUAGUUCUGUAUAUUGGUAACAAAUGAUGGAAGAACUACAUUCAAAAGUUAAUUUUAGUGGAAUUUGGAUAGAUAUGAAUGAACCAGCUAACUUUUGUAAUGGAGAAUGUACAUGGAUAGAUUUUAAUUAACAAUAAAGUAAUAAAGUAAUAUAUAUUAAAUAAAAUUUAAUUAAAAUAAAAAUAGAUGAUCCAGAAUAUAUAAAUUAAAAAUAUGAAAUUCCUUACUAAAUAGGAGGUUAUAAUUAUGAUUUGAAUUUGAAAACAUUACCAUAUCAUUUAUUACAUUAUGGUAAAUAUGAACAUAAAGAUGUUCAUAAUAUAUAUGGACUUUUAGAUAAUCAUCAUACAUAUAAUACAUUGAUAGCUGAUAAAAUAAAAAAGAUUUAUCCUUUUAUAUUGACAAGAAGUUCUUUUCCAGGAAGUGGUAAAUAUGCAUUUAAAUGGACUGGAGAUAAUUUAUCUGAUUGGAAUUUUUUACGUAUAUCUAUAGUAAGUAUUGUAAAUUUAGGCUUAUAUGGAAUGCCAUUCGCUGGUGCUGAUGUAUGCGGUUUUAUGGGAAAUACAUAAAAAGAAUUAUGUUAAAGAUGGAUCUAAUUGUCUAGUUUGUAACCUUUUAUGAGGAAUCAUAACCAUGAUUAGGCUAAAGAAUAAGAGUUUUAUAAUUUAGGAUAAUAAGUAGAAAAUACAGCAAUUAAAAAUUUGAAACUUCGUUAUUAAAUUUUGAAACAUUAUUUUAUGCUUUUUGUUAAAACAAAUCAUGUUGGUACUGUUUAUAGACCUCUUUUCUUUGAAUUUCCGGAUGAUCCUUAUUGCUAUAAAGACUAAAUACUUAAUUAUUAAUUCAUGCUUGGUAAAGAACUUUUAUCAACUCCUGUUUUGUUCGAAAAUACUUAAGAAGUAUAAGCUUAUUUCCCUUAAGGAUAAUGGUUUGAUUUCUAUACUGGAAAUAAAAUUACCAAAGAUAGAUAAACUGGAUAAUUUGUUACAAUUAUUAAUGGACUUGAAGAUUUUGUCCCUUUGUUUGUUAGAGAAGGAUCUUUAAUAGGGAUAUAAAGCUCUCAUAAUGUAUAAACAGUAAAAGAUUUAGAUAAUAAAUUCAAACUUAUUUGUGCUUUGUCUUAAACAUCGGAAAAGAAUAAAUAUUAAUGUGAAGGAAAUUUAUUAAACUUAUAGAACUUUAAUGAUGAGAUUGAAAUAAGGGAUUCUUGUGAUAAGUAAUUUAACCCUAAUUCUAAUUGUAUAAUUGAUAUAAAAGUUAUAGUAAACACUUAAGAUAAAUCUAUUAAUUUUAGUAGUUAUAUUGAAAAUAAUUAAUUAAAAUCAAUAAUAAUAAAUUCUAUUUCUAUAUAUGAUUUCCCUGAUAAAAUAUUAGAUAAUACUGAUAAUGAAAAUGUUUUAUUUUCUGAAUAUAAUUAUAGCUAUAAUAUCAAUUUAAUAUUUAAAAAAGUUAUUAAUUUAUCAUAGUCGAAUAAAAUUUUGAUAAAUUACUGA